This is a messenger RNA of Drosophila obscura, 3933 nucleotides long. Its product is annotated as protein glass. The coding region runs from base 1285 to 3336 and encodes 683 amino acids. Gene Ontology annotation, biological process: regulation of DNA-templated transcription. The transcript is spliced from 3 exons. The record is from RefSeq and is a predicted model, not a curated record. Gene Ontology annotation, molecular function: RNA polymerase II cis-regulatory region sequence-specific DNA binding; DNA-binding transcription factor activity, RNA polymerase II-specific. NCBI's taxonomy places the organism in Eukaryota, Metazoa, Arthropoda, Insecta, Diptera, Drosophilidae.
CGGUUCGUUCGCAUUUCUUCUCUAUCUUAUAUAAUAUUAUAUUUUCCUCCUAAAUCAAUUUUUUCACUACCAACAACAACAACAAUAAUAACAACAAAAACAACAACUCAAACUAUUCUCAACUCGCGUCAACCUCACUUAACCUUUACCACUAAACCUAAACCUAAAACUAAACCUUAAACUACAACAACUACAACUGCAACUAAAACUAAAACUAAAACUACAACUAAAGCUAUACUUUCCGUAUAAACAUUUAUUUUUGACUCGACAAAGUUUUUGGUUUCAAAUUGUUUCCCAACAACAACAACAACAAAAGCCAAACCAACAAACGAGCCACAAAACGAGGCAAUAAGAGCCACAGCCGAAGGAUAUAUAUAUAUAUAUGUAUAUACGCUCGUAAAUCGAACCCAAAUCGGAGAGGAGACCACCCCCCGCAGCAAGCCGAACCGAAAGCGUUAUGUUUUGAGUCCAUUUCGUGUAAAAACAAACGUAAACGUAAACGCAAAUGUAAAAAUCGAUAAGCCACACGCAGCCAACGCGAGCAACGUGUCCGUGUCCCGUGUCCGUGUCCGUGUCCCGUGUACGUGAAAGUGUCUGUGUCCGGGUACGGGUCCGUGUAUGGGAGAGCAGCAGCAGCAACAGCAGCACCAGCAGCAGCAGCAGCAGCGCCGAGGACUGACCCAAAACGUGGCUCCCAACUCCCAGCCAAACUCAAUGACGGAUACGGGUCUGGGUGCCAGGUGGUCUGACAACGAAUCAAGCGCAGAAAUGUGUAAAGUGGCUGUGAAAUCCGAGGAAUCCUAACCAACAAAAACCAAACCAAAUCUAAAGUAACAACAAACAACCAAAAAACACAAAACAACAAAACCCAAUCCAAUCCAAAAAAUGCGAACCUAAACUUAAAGGAGGCAACAAACGGGAGAAGAGACAGCAGACGGCAGUCAGCAGUAUGCCCAGUCCCGACAACCUGUACAAGUAAAUCUCUAAGAUACUUUCGGCGAGCCAAAUCUAUUUUCACAUGCGUCAUCAGUUCUUGCGAAAUAAAAUCAGCAACGUUUCCUUUCCGCUUUGCCACCCCCAACAACGAAUAUCCCUCAGACGGUCUUUGCUCGUUCGAAAAUCGAAACUCGCUUCAGCACUUUACUACCGCUCCUCCCUUGGAUCGACCUGGAUCCAACGCUCCUCCAGCUACAGCUACAGCAACAGCAACAGCACUAAACCUCAGCCUCACAGCUGCCUUUGACUUUGCCUUAGCCUUUACCUUUGCCGCUUCCGUUAGCCAAGAUGCCACGCUGCCUGAUAGCCAAGAAAUGGAAGGCCUAUCCCUGGCUGGAUCGGUCCGAGGACAACACACAACAGCCGCAGCAACAGCCGCAGCAACAGCAGCAACAUGCCACAAACACAUCGACUACUUCCAGAGAUGAAGAUCUGUCGCAUCUCAAAUCGCGUCGCUCCACCCUCGACGAUGACGAGGAGAUCGAUGUUGUGGGCGAUAAAUUCCUGACCAAGUUGGAAAAGCAACGCACAACCAUUGCCUCAGUAGCAGCAACAGCAGCAGCAGCAGCAGCAGCAGCCACCGCCGCAGAAGCCACAAAUAACAGCAGCAGCAACAGCAGCAGCAACAGCAGCACAACAACCACGACAUCGGCCAAGUGCUGGGGUCCAAGCUCCCCCACGGCGGGCACCACGGCGCCCAGUCCGCCGCCCCACUCCCCGGAGGCGGCGACGCGAGUGGCCAGCAAUGUUUACAACGGCUACACCCGCGAACUGUCCCCGCUGCACUACACCGCGUACCUGCCCCGCAUGGAGAGCGAGAUCACCGUCAUCCGUGCCGCGGCCACAGCCCUGGUGGCAUCCGCCACCAACGGCAACGGCAGCAGCACGGCCGGAGAUCAGCACCUGGCCUCGUACCAGACACCGCCAUCAUCCACCACAUCGUCGCCCUCGUGCUCGCCCAGCGGCGCCGGCGAUCGGAUGGUGGAUCGCUACAGUCCGCACAUCAAGAUGGAAACGGGCCAGACGUCGAGUGAGCGCAAGUGCUUCAGCAGCACGGGAGCCACGCUGUCGCUGCCGCCAAAGAAGAAGGACAUCUAUCGGCCGUACUCGCUGGACGACAAGCCGACGCAGGGGUACCGCAAGCGGAUACCGGCCGAGGAGGACCUGCACGCCGCCCACGCCAUACUGGACCUGAGCGCCUCGACCGCCUUCCACCCGCCCACGCAGCCACACCAGCUGCAGCAGCAGCAACAGCAGCAACAGCAUCAUCAACAGCAUUCCCAUCACCUGCCCCUGCAGCAGCAGCAUCAGCAUCAGCAGCAGCACGCGCUGGUCCACUCCCACUCCGCAUCGUUCGAGGCGCAUGCGCAUCUACGGAGCACGUCAUCGAUUGCCGAAUUGGCUGCUGCAGCCAGCGCGGUGAACGAACAACGCCCCUCGAGCAACGCCUCGAGUGCCAGCUCCCAGCACGCGAUGCCCAGCAGCCCGGCCAGCAGCAGCCACGGCAGCAUCCUCAGCUGCAGCGGCAGCGGCAGUGGCAGCAGCGUGCAGAAUGAGAACAGCAACACGACCAACACGAAUCAGGAGUGCGACGGCGGGUCGCUCGAUGACGAGGCGGGCGGCACGCAGGCGGCCAAGACGGUGGCUUAUACCUACGAGGCCUUCUUCGUGAGCGAUGGACGCUCCAAGCGGAAGCAUGUGGCCGAUCCGGCCGCCGUGGUGGUGCAGGACCAGCAGAAGACCAAGUACACCUGCUCCGAGUGCGGCAAGCAGUAUGCCACAUCCAGCAACCUGUCGCGCCACAAGCAGACGCACCGCUCCCUGGACUCGCAGUCGGCCAAGAAGUGCCACACAUGCGGCAAGGCGUACGUGUCCAUGCCGGCCCUGGCCAUGCACGUGCUGACGCACAAACUCUCGCACAGCUGCGGCGUCUGCGGCAAGCUCUUCUCGCGCCCCUGGCUGCUCCAGGGCCAUCUGCGCUCCCACACGGGCGAGAAGCCGUACGGCUGUGCGCACUGCGGCAAGGCCUUCGCGGAUCGCUCCAACCUCCGCGCCCACAUGCAGACGCACUCCGUCGACAAGAACUUCGAGUGCAAGCGCUGCCACAAGACAUUCGCGCUCAAGUCGUACCUCAACAAGCACCUGGAGUCGGCCUGCCUCAAGGACGAGGAGGAGCUGAUGAUGGCCAUGUCGCUGCACGGCCACGGCGGCGACAGUAACAGCGAGAGCGGCGCCAGCAUGGCAUCCUCGCCCCCGCACGAGUUCAUCGAACGCGUCAAGGUGGAGUGCCCCAAUGGUGUGGCAGGAUCGGGACUGGGUGGCAACACCUAUGCCAUGUAAUGCAAUGCGGCAAUGUAAUGUUUGAGUAAGUGGAAGUGGCUGCAGGGCUGCACGGCUGCAGAGCUGCUGGUUAGUUAAUUUACCGUUAAUGUUAAAGUUACCGUUACCAUUUACCAUUUACAACUAGGUUAACCGAUAGCAGUUUUUAUAUAGAAUACGAAUACGAUGCAUACAUCACAAUACGUCCAAAAGCAAAGUGUAGUAGAGUAACACAGAGACUGUAGAAAAUCGCAUUAGACACGUUAGGCAGCAAAACAAACAAACAAACAAAAAACAAAACAGAAAAGAAGAAACAGAAACAAAACGAAAAACAAGCAAAAACACCUAACCAAUCCAAUCUGGUUCUUCUUAUAAAGUUAAGCAUUGAAGAGUUGAACAUUCCUAAACAUUCCCCACAUUCCCUAUACAUAUACACAUAUAUAACAUAUAUAUACACGACACACACGACACACAAACACAGAGAGCCUUGUGUAUGAGGUGCUAUAUACCGAAUGCAUUCCGUAAACCUGAACAAAACUAAGCAACAAUUCUAUGCCAGAGCGCAGCUAUAUCUAAUCUAUCCAAAACUACUUAACGAAGCAAACAAACAAACAAACA